AUGCCUCCAUCCUCUAAUGAUUUAUCAUAUCAAUAUAUUGAUACAAUACUUGAUCGAUUUUGUCUUGAAAUUUUACCUAUAAUUCAUGAUAAAAUCGAAUGGCUCGAUUUUGAAUCGUCAGCUAUGGAGAAUAUUCUUCUUUCAACAAAUUAUCCUAAUUUGCAUGGGCUUAAUCGAAGUUUUUUAAUUCGUGUCUUCAAAAACCAAAUCUUAUCACUUGUUAUUGAUAUUAAUAAAUGUAAAGAACCAAGAUGUCCAGGCAAAGAUAUAAAUAUAUUUAUAUUUACACAGAUCUUUGCUAUGUUCAGUAAUUUACAGCAUUUAAAUUUUGGUUCAUCUUCUGGUUAUCAACAAUUAACAUUUAAUAUAUCAUCUCCACUUGUUUUCUCUUCAUCUCUAUUAGAAUUGCAUGUCGUAGUAGACUCUUGCAAUGAAUGCUUUUAUUUACUCGAUAAUCGUUUCAGUUAA
Messenger RNA from Rotaria sp. Silwood2, 468 nucleotides. The record is from the annotation of a GenBank genome assembly. NCBI's taxonomy places the organism in Eukaryota, Metazoa, Rotifera, Eurotatoria, Philodinida, Philodinidae.